Molecule: messenger RNA, 511 nt
Organism: Meleagris gallopavo (turkey)
Lineage: Eukaryota; Metazoa; Chordata; Aves; Galliformes; Phasianidae
Source: RefSeq, a predicted model, not a curated record
CCUCACCCCGUCCCUUUUGUCUGCCCCCGGUUCCUCCCUCGUCGACCCUCACGGCUUUUCUCUCUCCCCGUCCCGCAGAAGAAACCCGCAGCGAAGGGUGGCAAAAAAAAGAAGCAGGUGCUGAAGUUCACGCUGGACUGCACGCACCCGGUGGAGGAUGGCAUCAUGGACGCCGCCAACUUUGAGCAGUUCUUACAGGAGCGAAUCAAAGUGAAUGGGAAGGCUGGAAACCUGGGUGGUGGCGUGGUGACCAUCGAGAGGAGCAAGAGCAAGAUCACUGUUACUUCAGAGGUGCCCUUCUCCAAGAGGUACCUGAAGUACCUGACCAAGAAAUACCUGAAGAAGAACAACCUCCGCGACUGGCUGCGCGUGGUGGCCAACAGCAAGGAGAGCUACGAGCUGCGCUACUUCCAGAUCAACCAGGACGAGGAGGAGGAGGAGGAGGAGGACUAAAGCGGAGCCGGAAACGUUUUGUACAUUUUCCUGAAUAAAUUGUGGGAAAGAAUUGUUA